GAGAGCAGUGUGUUGAGAGGUAGGGUCGUGAUAGGAGGGGUGCCCGCUCUCCACCACAACCACCACCACCACCACUGUAUCUACCACCACAACCCAAAUCAUCACCACCACUUUAUCUACUUUUAUCUUCUGUCCGAUCACUCCUCUUCCUUGGGUAUUCCUCUCCUUCAGUUAUUUUAUAUUUUUUCCUCUUCUGUUUCUUCCAGUUUCCUCUGACCUAUCCUUAUAUUGCUUAGUUUUUUAAUCUUCUUUGGCUCCACCAUCACCACCACCUCGCAAACCACCACCAUUACUGUAUCUACCACCACCACCACGCAAGUCUUCACCGCCGUAUCUACCACCACCACUGAAUCUACCACCACCACCACCACCACGCAAGUUUUCACCUCCACCAAAACCACCACCAUCACCAUCCACCAGCAGCGCCUCCGUCAGCAGUAGACAACCAUGGCGCGUUCAAGAGCAGACACCAGAACUGAAACCAUCGCACCUGACAACACCAUCACCACCACCACCACCACCAUGGAAUUCACCACCAUCGACACGCAGGAUUCACCACCACCACCACCAGAAGCACCACCACCACCGCUUGACACCACCAAUACCAAGCUCAUCUACAGCACGGAGGAGUCACCACCGUGGGGCCAUUGCAUACUCCUGGCUUUCCAACACUAUCUGGCUUUCAUCGGGGGGACCAUAGCCACGCCCCUCCUGGUAGUGUCCUAUAUGUGUAUGGAGCCCAGUGAUACCAGUCGAGGGGAUAUUGUCUCAACCAUAAUCUUUGUCUCCGGGUUGAUCACAAUUCUCCAGACGACCUUUGGGAUUAGGUUGCCGAUCAUACAAGGGGCCAACUUCGCCUACGUCGCCCCGUCCAUUACCAUCCUGGCCACAAGCUUCCCCCCCUGCGACACGCUUGACCUGAGCAGCCUGACGGAGGACGAGAAACGGGAGCAGUGGCAGAUAAGGAUGAGAGAACUGCAGGGGGCCAUUGCCGUGUCUGCUGUGCUUCAAGUGUUCCUGGGAUUGUCUGGCGCCGUGGGUAUCCUGAUGCGCUUCGUCACGCCCCUCACCAUCGUGCCCUCCGUCACCAUGCUGGGCCUCUCGCUCUUCUCCGUGGGCACCAAGCAAGCCUCCUCCCACUGGGGCAUCUCGGCGUUUACCCUGGUGUUGCUGGUGGUGGUGUCGCAGUACCUCAAGAACGUGAAGGUCCCGCACCCCAGCUACAGCCGCGCUAAAGGCAUGCACCUCGUUCGAUCCCCAGUCUUCACCUACUUCCCCCUCCUCCUGGUCAUGUGUGUGUCCUGGACCGUGUGUGGCAUCCUGACGGCGUACGAUAUCCUACCCGAAGGAUCUCUAGCAAGGACUGAUGCCACGGGGGGACUCCUGCGGGACGCCUCGUGGUUCAGGAUACCCUACCCAGGCCAGUGGGGCACCCCGACCGUCGGCAUGGGCGCCGUUGUGGGCAUGACAGCCAGCGUUAUCGCCUCUAUUGUGGAGAGCAUCGGCGACUAUCACGCUUGCGCUAAACUGUCGGAGAGAGUCACACCGCCUGUCCACGCCGUCACGAGGGCUGUUGCGUGCGAGGGUAUUGGGUGCGUCCUGGCUGGGCUCUUCGGGACGGCCAGCGGUACAGCAUCCUACACCGGGAACAUUAUCCUCGUGGGCAUUACCAGGGUAGCCAGUCGUCGGGUGAUCCAGGUAAGCGGGGUGCUGAUGCUCCUGACGGGUGUGUGUGGGAAGUUCUGCGCCGCCUUCGCCACCAUCCCGCUCCCCGUCCUCGGCUCCUGUCUCAUGUUCAUGUUCGCUCUCGUCACCGGGGUUGGACUGUCCCCCCUCCAGCAUGUCUCCCUGCAGUCUAAGAGGAACACCUUUAUCAUUGGGUUUUCUCUCGUGGUGGCGCUGGCCAUUCCUGAUUGGCUGGAGCGUCACCCCAACACGAUCCAGAGUGGGUGGCACGUGGUUGACCAGGGCGUGACCUCCCUGCUGAAUACCUCCAUGUUCCUGGGCGGCAUGAUGGGUAUGAUCCUGGACAACACCAUGCCGGGUACCAUAGAGGAGCGGGGCCUCACCCACUGGCAGUAUUACCAGCAAGGGCGGGCACCCUCCAAGGACCCCGCUGACCCCUGCUACGAUCUCCCCUUCGGCACGACAUACAUCAGGAGGUGGCGGUGGACAAAGUGGGUUCCCUUCCUGCCCACCUUCCGGGGCUGUCACGGCAGGCAGCGGGACGAAGCCAAGACUGCUGAACCGCGGAGAGAGGAUGGACCGAGGGGAUGCUUACAAAACGCGCGCGAUGCUUGCAGGGGGCGAUGUUGUUGUUCCUGGUGAUAGAAACACGGCGAGGAAUGGCAAGAAAGGGAGGGAGGAAGGAAGGAAGGAAGAAACCCGUGUUACAGCCAAAGCUUUUACCACUAAGUCGCAAAUGUACCUUUAAGUGUUAGAAUGUAUUUCUGCAUUGAUGCUCAUGUGUAAAUAAUGUUUUUAUGUGUUCGUAAGGGAUGUAGACUUUGCAAAAUGUAUAUAGAGAGUGGUACCUUGCAUUUGUAUGUUUAUACGCAUCGUAACGCAUGAAAAAUUAGUUGUUUUGUGUGUCCGUAAGAGAUGUAGACUUUGUAGAUUUGUAAAUUGUCUCCGUGUAAAUUUAUGUGAAGAAGUACUGCUAUCUUUGUGUACUUAGAGAGAGGUAAAUUGUAUUUGUACGUUGAUGUGCCUGUGUGAAUACUGUCUUUGUGUGUUCGUGAGAGAUGUAUGCUUUGCAAAAUGUAUUGUUACCGUUCCACGCUUUUCUGUCGAUUUGUAUCCACCUGAAAGGUGGGAACCCAGGGCUUUAUAGAGCCCGUCUAGGUUAUUUAGAUUUGUCCCUUCGCGAAGGGACCAGGUGCCUCUGUCGGGUGACGGCCCAUGGCACCGACAGACCGGCUCUGUCGGCUGACGUCAGCCGAGCCGACCAAGUCGGUGUGUCGGCGAGGACUGCUGGCUUGUCUGUGUCCCACCAAUAAAACGAAUUGUAAUUUAGAAUUGUGCAACAUUGAAGACAAAGACAUGUAAACCAACACACUGCCGGCUCAGUUUGUUUUCACUGUGUUUAUUUCACGCCAAUAAUAUAGAUGAUGACAAAACCUUA
This is a messenger RNA of Eriocheir sinensis (Chinese mitten crab), 3124 nucleotides long. RefSeq names its product solute carrier family 23 member 1-like. Gene Ontology annotation, biological process: transmembrane transport. The record is from RefSeq and is a predicted model, not a curated record. The coding region runs from base 448 to 2328 and encodes 626 amino acids. NCBI's taxonomy places the organism in Eukaryota, Metazoa, Arthropoda, Malacostraca, Decapoda, Varunidae. Gene Ontology annotation, molecular function: transmembrane transporter activity. The transcript has 13 exons. Gene Ontology annotation, cellular component: membrane.